UAAAGCCCCGCUGGCAGCCCCGGGACCCGGCAGGGAGGGCAGGCGGUGGGGUGGGGCGCGUCCCCUGGUGACAGCAGCGCCCGGGAAUGCGCCAGCUGGGAGGGUCUCUCCGCCCCCCGCGCGCGGCCCCCGGGGCUGAGCUUCUCCCCAGUGCGCUGGGGCCCUGCGCUGGGGGUGGCCGGGACCUGGAUCGGGGAACCCCCGAUAGGAGCCCAGGCGCACGGAAGUCCCCCUCCACAAGCAGGACGACCCCCCCGCGGGAGGGGUGAGGGGUAGGACCAGGAGAGGGAGCUGUGACCGGGGACGGGGACCCCGGCAGGACGCAAUCCGGGCUUCGGUGGUGUAGGGGCAGCGCCUGGGACUCCCAGACCCAGAGCGGGGUGACCUCGGUUCGUGCACAUUCCCGGGCCCUGAGCGCGGCGCCCGGAAUAGCAGCCCCAGGGCAGAGGGGGGCAGUCAGUCCCCGCGCCGCGCCCCCGCCCGAGACUGCCAAGGUCACCGGGACCCGGGCGCCCGACACUAGCCCGCGGCUCCGGGGCCCCUGCGCUUCGGCAGUCCCCUGCCGCAGAUCCGCGCCUGCCGCGCGAGGGCGCCAGGGGCCGCCGCCCCUCCUGACCCGGGCCUGGGCGCGCCUGCGGAGGCCGCGGUGGGAGGGGCCGCCCCAGUCUCGCACCCGCCCGGCACCUCGGGCCCCGCCGCUUCCGCUCGCCCUGGGGCCGCUCAGGGAGCCGGGACGCGCUGCCUGGGCUCCGCGCAGUCGGCCGGGGUCACGAGGAGGGUGUGGAUGGCAAGUGACUUCAUCCCUGCCCGACGGAUGGAGAAACUAAGGCCCAGAGAGGCAGUCAGCCUCCUCCCCUUUCCUGCCCCAGCCUCAGCAGUGGCCCCUCCCUCCACGGGCCGCCCCGGCGCUCAGUCCCACCCCCUCUGCUGAUGAGGCCAUGAGGCACCGACUGGCCCCGGGCCAGCUCACCCCUCCCUGUCCCAUCCCCAAUCCGGGGGACUCUCUGCUAUCUGGAAGCUGAGGGAGCCCUGGGGCCGCAGUGCAGCUGGGGGCCUCUUCCGGGGACCCAACUCCUGAUCCAGCCCCUGCCGGCCGCACCUGCUGCAGAGUGUCACAGAAUCAUGGACUGAAUCCAUUCGGCCCCCACUGCACAGAUGGGGAAACUGAGGCCUGGGAGAGUGGAGUGGCUGGCCUCAGGCCACACGGAAAGGCCCUGCCUCUUCCAGAACCUCCUGCUCCUCCUGUGGGCCCUGCUGAACUGCGGUUUGGGGGUCAGUGCUCAGGGUCCGGGUGAGUGGACCCCGUGGGUGUCCUGGACCCGCUGCUCCAGCUCCUGCGGGCGUGGCGUCUCCGUGCGCAGCCGGCGCUGCCUCCGGCUUCCUGGGGAAGACCCGUGCUGGGGAGACUCCCAUGAGUACCGCCUCUGCCAGUUGCCAGACUGCCCCCCAGGAGCUGUGCCCUUCCGAGACCUACAGUGUGCCCUGUACAAUGGCCGCCCUGUCCUGGGCACCCAGAAGACCUACCAGUGGGUGCCCUUCCAUGGGGCGCCCAACCAGUGUGACCUCAACUGCCUGGCCGAGGGGCACGCCUUCUACCACAGCUUCGGCCGCGUCCUGGAUGGCACCGCCUGCAGUCCGGGUGCCCAGGGCGUCUGCGUGGCUGGACGCUGCCUUAGCCCCGGCUGUGAUGGGUUGCUAGGCUCAGGUGCCCUAGAGGACCGCUGCGGCCGCUGUGGAGGCGCCAACGACUCGUGCCUUUUCGUGCAGCGCGUGUUUCGUGACGCCGGUGCCUUCGCUGGGUACUGGAACGUGACCCUGAUCCCCGAGGGCGCUAGACACAUCCGCGUGGCACACCGGAGCCGCAACCACCUGGCGCUGAUAGGGGGCGAUGGGCGCUACGUGCUUAACGGGGACUGGGCGGUCAGCCCGCCGGGGACCUACGAGGCGGCCGGCACCCAUGUGGUCUACACCCGUGACGCAGGGCCCCAGGAGACAUUGCAAGCAGCCGGGCCCACCUCUCAUAACCUGCUCCUACAGGUCCUCCUGCAGGAGCCCAACCCCGGCAUCGAGUUUGAGUUCUGGCUCCCUCAGGAGCGCUACAGCCCCUUCCAGGCUCGGGUGCAGGCCCUGGGCUGGCCCCUGCGGCAGCCGCAGCCCCGGGAGGUGGAGCCUCAGCCCCCCGCAGCCCCUGCUGUCAUCCCUGCACGGACCCCAACCCUGGCCCCAGACCCCUGCCCACCCUGCCCUGACACCCGAGGCCGCGCCCACCGACUGCUCCACUAUUGCGGCAGUGACUUUGUGUUCCAGGCCCGAGUGCUGGGCCGCCACCGCCAGGCCCAGGAGACCCGCUACGAGGUACGCAUACAGCUCGUCUACAAGAACCGCUCGCCACUGCGGGCCCGCGAGUACGUGUGGGCGCCAGGCCACUGCCCCUGCCCGAUGCUGGCACCCCACCGGGACUACCUGCUGGCUGUCCAGCGCCUUGUGAGCCCCAACGGCACACAGGACCGGCUGCUGCUGCCCCAUGCCGGCUACGCCCGGCCCUGGAGCCCCGCGGAGGACAGCCGCGUACGCCUGACUGCCCGACGCUGUCCUAUCUGAGCCCCCGAAGGAGCCCUGGCCACACACAGCAAGAAAGAUACAUCUGACCAGUCUCAACGUCAGCGUAUUUCCCCUCUCACCCUGGCUUCCAGGCAGCUCUGACAUAUGUCCCACCUGUGCAGCUAUGUGACUCCCUCCCGCACACACUUAGACACCUCUGCAUGCAGUUGGAGUCACUGUCACAAGCCGGCAGGCACUGGUGAGGAGACACUGAAGAGACUCUGACUUGUAUUUCGCUUCUCUCCUUGGCUGCCAGGAAGCUCCUAGCUAUUUAUACUCAGAAAGUUUAACUCUGCUUUCAUUCUCUUUGCGUCACACUCACUUUGAGACACUGUCAUGAACGAGCAUGACACCCUGCUGCCCUGGGUACGCGGAAACUCAUCUGUUUAAUUCCCAGACACUGUGCUGUCUCUCCUCUCUGCUACUCACACUCACCCUCGUGUGUCAAGAGCAGAGACACUGUCACAAACAGGCAUGCCCCUUAGAAGACAUGCCUAACCAGGCACUGUAACGUACCAAUUUCCCCUUUUCCCCUGGCUACUGGGAAACUCAGAGACAAUCUUUCCAGCCUCAGCAUCUCUGGCUGGAUUUCUGCCCAUCAAUAUGCUCACCCCUCCCCUCCUCUUUUUUUUUUUUUUUUUUUUGUUUGAGACACAGCCUUGUUUUGUCACCUAGACUGAAGUGCAGUGGUGCAAUCAUUGCUCACUGCAGCCUCGAAUUCCUGGGCUCAAGCGAUCCUCCCACCUCAGCCUCCACAGCAGCUGGAGCUACAGGUGUGAAUCACCAUGCCCGGCUACCUUUUAAAUUUUUUGUAGAGAGGGGGUCUUGCUAUGUUGCCCACACUGUUCUCCAACUACUGGCUUCAAAUGAUCCUCCUGCCUCAGCCUCCCAAAGCACUGGAAUUUCAGGCAUGCACUAUCAUACUGGCUGUUCACCCCCCUUUUAUUCCUCUUUAAUUUUUACAAGCACUUUUUAAAAAAAUUACUUUAAGUUCUGGGAUA
Chlorocebus sabaeus (green monkey) is the source of this 3602-nucleotide messenger RNA. It is a transcript of the gene ADAMTSL5, whose product is annotated as ADAMTS like 5. Gene Ontology annotation, cellular component: extracellular matrix. Gene Ontology annotation, molecular function: metalloendopeptidase activity; protein binding. The record is from RefSeq and is a predicted model, not a curated record. Gene Ontology annotation, biological process: proteolysis; extracellular matrix organization. Lineage: Eukaryota; Metazoa; Chordata; Mammalia; Primates; Cercopithecidae.